This is a messenger RNA of Cyphellophora europaea CBS 101466, 699 nucleotides long. RefSeq lists its product as uncharacterized. NCBI's taxonomy places the organism in Eukaryota, Fungi, Ascomycota, Eurotiomycetes, Chaetothyriales, Cyphellophoraceae. The transcript has a single exon. The coding region runs from base 1 to 699 and encodes 232 amino acids. The record is from RefSeq and is a predicted model, not a curated record. Gene Ontology annotation, cellular component: nucleus.
AUGCACAGUGUCGAGAGAGAACCUGGCAGUAGUAUGGAACAGUCUAAAGCCAGUCUGAAAAGAUCACUCAAGCAGGCGAAGACAGAGUCUAGCACAGACCAAAACCCGACGCUCGAUUCAGAAGCAAGAGAAACCUUAAAGGAAAAGAAGCGCAAAGACACGUCUACCCGCAAAGCACGGCCUAGAGUAGGCAUCGAACGCUCCUCACCAGCUAGAGGGUCGUCUAAACCACCCCGCAAUAUCGACAUCGACAUGACACCGACUCCCAAGCAAGACCUCCCCGACUGGGCCGUCCAGAAGCAGGCCCUGGCAACCAAAUUCGGUGAUGACGGCUGGAACCCACGCCGCAAGCUCUCGCCCGACGCCAUGCUCGGCAUCCGCAAUAUGCACCAGUCCGACCCCAUCACUUACUCGACCCCCGUACUCGCACAACAAUUCAAGGUCUCGGCCGAAGCAAUCCGCCGCAUCCUGCGGAGCAAAUGGCUGGGCAGCGCGCCAGCGGAGAAGGUGCAGGAGCGGCGACAGCGAUGGGCGAAACGCCACGACAGUAUAUGGGACCAGCAGGCGGCGCUGGGGCUGCGGCCGGCGAGGAGGCAGGAGAGGAGACCGAGAGAUGCGGCUGAAGGCGCGGAUGAGGUCGAGGAGGAGCUGCUGGCGAAGGAGACGCUGAGAAGGGCGCGCGAGGAGAAUCCACUGUAG